CAAUUUUAUAAUCUAUCAUCUGCUUUUGCUUUCAUUUGUCAAUUUCUUUUACUGUUCUUAACGUUCAUAUCAAUGAAUUUAUGAAUAUAAAAAUGAUAAUUCUAGCAACGGUAAAUUUUGAUGUUAAUUAGCAUAUUUCAACUCGCAUCUCCUUAUAUAUAUAUGUCUCCCAAAAAUUUCUCAAAUCCCAAACAUAUAGUUUCAGAGCAAGUGAAAACUUUCUAGUUUGCAUUUCUUUUUUUCACUCAAAACCAAAAAAGAAAGGAGGAAAAAUGGCAAUGAGAUUUCUAGUGAUCUUUCUAGCCAUUUCAAUGAUCAUGGCACCGUUAAUUCAUGCCAUUCCCGACCAAACCGACGAGGCUGCCGACAAAUGGUUCAAAAAUCUUCCCAAUGCAAAACCUAAAUCCAAAAAGCUUCAUUUCUUCAUCCACGACGUGGCCAAAGCACCAACCGGACAAUACCCUAGUAUCGUCCCGGUGGCUCAGGCCAACAUGACGGCUCAUUCGCCGACACAAUUUGGUGUCGUCAAUGUUGUGGACGAUCUUUUAACAUCUGGACCAAGUACGAGCUCGAAACAAGUCGGGUAUGUGGAAGGAGUCUAUGUUUCGUCUUCACAAAAAACGGUGAGUUUACUUGUUGCACUUAACUUUGUGUUCACGGAAGGGAAACAUAACGGCAGCACUCUAAGCGUUUUGGGACGGAUCGCGGAGUUUUCGGCCAAUAGGGAGUUUCCGAUCUUGGGCGGGUCCGGCGACUUUAAGAUGGCGCAAGGAAUUGCGGUGGCGAAUGUUCACUCGGCCGAUCCGAAGACCGGAAACCGUAUCGUGGAGUGCAAAUUCCGGUUUUUGCACUAUUGAAGAGAUCUUGUCACUGUUUUUCUUUAAUGUACUUUAAUUAAUGUCCCAUUGUCCCCCCCUCUUUUUGAGUCACUUUGUCGUCUGUUUUUAAUCAUGCUUUGAUGUUCAAUAAAUAUUACUUUAUUUUGUGACGAAAGAAUUUUACGUUCUUCUAUUUGUCCUUUGUGCGGAAAAAUAAAUUCUUCAAUGAGUUUUUCUGUAUUUUUGCUUUUAAGUUAUUGGUAGGGUUAUUGGCAAAAAAAAAAAUUAAUAUAAAGGAAGUUAAUAGUAAGGUUGAAUUAAAAGCAUCAUUGUACU
Oldenlandia corymbosa var. corymbosa is the source of this 1154-nucleotide messenger RNA. Lineage: Eukaryota; Viridiplantae; Streptophyta; Magnoliopsida; Gentianales; Rubiaceae. The record is from the annotation of a GenBank genome assembly.